Molecule: messenger RNA, 2264 nt
Organism: Callorhinchus milii (elephant shark)
Lineage: Eukaryota; Metazoa; Chordata; Chondrichthyes; Chimaeriformes; Callorhinchidae
Gene: ints11
Product: integrator complex subunit 11
Exons: 18
Coding region: 145-1953 (602 amino acids)
Biological process (GO): snRNA processing
Cellular component (GO): nucleus
Source: RefSeq, a predicted model, not a curated record
UUCCGGUGUGUCUGGUCGCUGCUGGAGGAGAGGUGUUGGGUCUGGAGCUGCACAGCAGAUGUCCUAAAUCCGGGAAUUCGCGUCCAAAUAGGGCAACUCAUUCCAUCAUCGAAUAGUAAUCAUGAAGAAAACCUUGUGCUGAAAAUGCCUGAAAUAAAAGUUACACCUUUGGGGGCUGGCCAGGAUGUUGGCCGUAGCUGCAUCCUAGUCACGAUAGGCGGAAAAAAUGUGAUGCUGGAUUGUGGGAUGCACAUGGGAUUUAAUGACGACCGACGUUUUCCUGACUUCUCUUACGUCACUCAGAAUGGAAGGCUGACCGAAUUUGUCGACUGUGUCAUUAUCAGUCAUUUCCAUCUGGACCACUGCGGUGCUCUCCCUUACAUGAGCGAGAUGAUUGGCUUUGAUGGUCCUAUAUACAUGACUCACCCAACAAAAGCCAUUUGCCCCAUUCUCCUAGAAGAUUACAGGAAGAUUACAGUCGAUAAGAAAGGGGAGACCAAUUUCUUUACUUCUCAGAUGAUAAAAGACUGCAUGAAGAAAGUUGUGGCCGUCAACCUACAUCAGACAGUACAGGUGGAUGAUGAACUGGAAAUUAAAGCUUAUUAUGCUGGCCACGUGCUGGGUGCGGGAAUGUUCCACAUCCGUGUGGGCUCCGAGUCGGUGGUGUACACUGGUGAUUACAACAUGACACCGGACAGACAUUUAGGAGCUGCUUGGAUCGACAAGUGUCGUCCCGAUUUGUUCAUCUCGGAGUCCACCUACGCCACCACAAUCCGAGACUCGAAACGAUGCAGAGAAAGAGACUUUCUCAAGAAGGUGCAUGACGCCAUUGAGAAAGGUGGAAAGGUGUUGAUUCCUGUCUUUGCCCUCGGACGGGCCCAGGAGCUUUGCAUUCUGCUGGAAACCUUCUGGGAGAGAAUGAAUCUGAAGGCCCCGAUUUAUUUCUCCACUGGACUAACAGAGAAAGCCAACCACUAUUACAAACUGUUCAUCACCUGGACCAAUCAAAAAAUCCGUAAAACAUUUGUGCAGAGAAACAUGUUUGAGUUCAAACACAUCAAGGCUUUUGAUAGGACCUACGCUGACAAUCCUGGCCCGAUGGUUGUCUUUGCCACUCCUGGUAUGCUUCACGCUGGUCAGUCCCUGCAGAUCUUCAGGAAAUGGGCCGGCAACGAGAAAAACAUGGUCAUCAUGCCGGGCUACUGCGUUCAAGGAACCGUUGGGCAUAAGAUCCUAAGCGGCCAACGGAAAUUGGAAAUGGAGGGGAGACAAACACUAGAAGUGAAGAUGCAGGUGGAAUAUAUGUCGUUCAGUGCCCAUGCGGACGCCAAGGGCAUCAUGCAGCUUAUCCGUCAAGCAGAGCCCCAGAACGUGCUACUUGUGCACGGAGAGGCCAAGAAAAUGGUGUUCCUGAAGCAGAAAAUCGAGCAGGAGUUCAAUAUUAAUUGCUACAUGCCAGCCAAUGGUGAGACAGCUACAAUCGUCACAAACCCUAAUAUUCCUGCGGAUAUUUCCCUGGGACUGCUCAAGAGAGAGACGACACUUGUAGGUCCGUUACCUGAUCCAAAGAAACCCAAAGUAAUGCAUGGUACAUUGAUCAUGAAGGACAAUAGCCUUCGGCUGGUUUCGCCCGAGCAGGCGGUCAAAGAGUUAGGGCUCAGUGAGCACCACCUGCGGUACACCUGCAAAGUUCAGAUACAAGACCACCACAGUGAACAGGACACCCUGAACAGGAUAUACACCCACCUCAAAAACAUCUUGAAGGACUACCCUAUCCAGCACCUCCCCGAUGGCUCUGUGAUGGUAGAGUCGAUUCUUAUUAAAAUCAGCGCCACGUCAGACGAUCAGAGCACUAAAGACGUGUUGGUUUCCUGGACCUAUCAGGAUGAAGAACUGGGCAGCUAUCUGAUAACUUUACUCAAGAAAGGCCUGCCUCCGACUAUUCCUGUUUGAGGUGCGCAAUUGCAGAAACAAGUGAAAUAAAACAAUUUAAAUUUAUUUUUUAAAAAUUGCCCCUCCUGAUAUUUUUGUACAUUAAUUUCCCAAGUUUUUGCCGUGUAAUUGUUCAGAUUUUAUAAGAAAAUAAAGCGUUGACGCACAAAAAUGCACUUCCUGUACUUAUGUGCUGGGGCUCUAAGUACGUGUGGUCGAAAGAGGUUUUAGCAGUUGUUCUAUUUUGGCAUUGGAAGACUUCAGUUGGUUGGAAAUGUUUUGUAUUGUUGGAAAAGUUAAUAACUUAAAAGUAAACUGGAACCUUUUCAUAA